Messenger RNA from Myotis myotis, 5224 nucleotides. RefSeq names its product queuine tRNA-ribosyltransferase accessory subunit 2 (gene QTRT2). The record is from RefSeq and is a predicted model, not a curated record. Bases 144 to 1388 code for a protein of 414 amino acids. Gene Ontology annotation, molecular function: tRNA-guanosine(34) queuine transglycosylase activity. The transcript is spliced from 9 exons. NCBI's taxonomy places the organism in Eukaryota, Metazoa, Chordata, Mammalia, Chiroptera, Vespertilionidae.
GAUGACGCAAUGCUCCCUGAUUGGCUCUGCAUUCGAGGCGGUGAUUCUGCAAGCGGGACACGUGGAAGCGAGCUGUGGGGAGGCUGAGGGGUCUCCAGACAAGAACAGUCGGGAGGUUUGUAGGACCUGGAGAAUCCCUCAGGAUGAAGCUGAGUCUCACCAAGGUAGUUAAUGGCUGUCGCCUAGGAAAAAUAAAAAACCUGGGCAAAACAGGGGACCGCACAAUGGACAUUCCAGGCUGCCUUCUAUACACCAAGACUGGCUGUGCCCCACACCUGACCCAUCACACGCUGCAUAGUAUCCACGGGGUUCCUGCCAUGGCUCAGCUCACACUGUCAUCGCUUGCAGAAUAUCACGAAGUCUUGACAGAAUAUAAGGAAGGAGUUGGAAAGUUUAUAGGCAUGCCAGAAUCGCUCUUGUACUGCUCCCUGCACGAUCCAGUCAGCCCCUGCCCAGCUGGUUAUGUAACAAACAAGUCUGUGUCUGUGUGGGGUGUUGGAGGACGAGUGGAAAUGACUGCUUCCAAGUUCAUGGCAAUUCAGCAGGCCCUUCAGCCAGACUGGUUCCAGUGCCUCUCAGAUGGAGAAGCAUCUUGUGCGGAAGCAAGUUCCAUAAAAAGAGUCAGGAAGUCUGUUGACCGAUCGCUGCUAUUCCUGGAUCAUUGUCUGCGACUGCAGGAAGAGUCAGAGGUCCUUCAGAAAAGUACGAUCAUUGGAGUGAUUGAAGGUGGAGAUGUGAUGGAGGAGAGGCUGAGGUCAGCACGAGAGACAGCCAAGCGGCCUGUAGGUGGCUUCCUUCUGGAUGGCUUUCAAGGGAACCCGACAACUCUGGAGGCUAGACUGGACUUGCUGUCGUCAGUUACCGCGGAGCUGCCAGAAGACAAACCGAGGCUCAUCUGUGGCGUUAGCCUGCCAGAUGAGGUGCUCGAGUGUAUUGAAAGAGGAGUGGACUUAUUUGAGAGUUUUUUCCCUUAUCAAGUGACAGAGCGGGGAGGUGCCCUGACUUUCAGCUUUGAUUACCAGCCGAAUCCUGAGCAGACAUUAUUACAACAAAAUGGGACUCAGGAAGAAAAACAAUAUGUGGAUCAGUCAAAGAAAAUGAAAACAGCCAGUGGCAACCAAGAAAUGACACCAUUUGAAAUUAAUCUGAAGGAAAAAAAGUACCGCGAGGACUUUGACCCAUUGGUGAGAGGGUGUUCCUGUUACUGCUGUAAGAACCACACUCGUGCUUACAUUCAUCACCUGCUGGUGACCAAUGAACUGUUGGCCGGAGUCCUGCUUAUGAUACACAACUUUGAACACUACUUUGGAUUUUUCCACUCUAUCCGGGAAGCACUGAAGAGUGACAGGCUGGCACAGCUGAAGGAGCUCAUCCGCAGGCAAGCAUAGUGAGCCUGGCACACAGGCCUGACUCCACAUUGAGCCAGUACCACUGCUGUUCUGUGGGAAGCGGAGAACGAGAAACCAUCUUAGCUUUCAUCAUUUAUGUUUGAGAAUACGGUCUGCUCAGAUAAGGAACGUCUGUACCAAACUGCCCACAGGAGGCUAAAGAGCUUUUUUCUAAAGACUUAAGUGACCUGGAUUGAUCAGAAAGAAUUGAACCAUGACCUUUAAUAUUUCUGUGCUAACUCUUUUAGUCAGUAGAGAUUUGUUUAGUCAAAAGCGUUAGAUGUGAAGAGACAGCCUUGAAGUGGCAGUGAUGAGAUUCUGAGGGUACACUGAGGUGCAUUGGAGAUUAAAGGGAGAUGAUUGGUCAUGAGCAGCAUGGCCUUGUGGCCUCAUGCCUAUUGACUGGAGAAGGAAUCUGCUUCAUUCAGGCAUUUUCUUUGUGCUCAGGGGCCUCUUUUGGGUACUGCCUUCCAAGCUGCUCCAGCAGUAUAGUCAGUCAGCAGUGGCUCUUUCGAUUUAACCAGGCGCACAUCUCCAUGGAACGUGGGGCUCACACAUUGCUCCUCUGACCGAUUGCUCCAAUGCACACGCCUUCAUUUGGCUACAUGGCUACGUGGUCUAUUUCUGACUUGUCUCCCUAGAGCUAACUGGAAGCUUCCCUAGCUGCGUCUGGUUGUGCAGGUCCACUAUAGUCUGCCCUUUAGGUUCAGUAAUAGUCUGACCACAUAAUAACUGUAGCCUCAUCACUUGGGGAGAUUCCUCCACCAUAUGUUCACUUGGAUAGAGCUUCAGACUGGCAGUUAGAGGAUUGGGGUUCAGUGCUACCCACCCACCUCUUCAUGCCUGUUUCCUCCUGAAUCAUUGGGGACAGGCAUGUGGAUCGGACUAAAUGAACUUCUGAGAUUCCAUCUAACUCUAAUAUUUGGGAAACAAAUAGUUUUAGAUCAGAGUCAUAGCCUUACUUACAGUUCUUGCUUAUUGAUCACCAUUGGCCUGAUGAAAAUGCAGCGGAGCCAGGAGUCAGGCAAUAAUAGAGACAUUUCAGAGUCUAAAAAGAGGUUUGGCUGUGGAUUUUGAAGUGGUUGGUGAAUUGGCAUUAGCAGAUCCUGAGGCUGGAAAGACCUUCCUGGAUCAUCUCUGAUCCUGUGAGUUUUUUUACUCUUCCCAAAGGAGUGACAUUUGUGUUGAUGGUUGUGACAAGUGAUUUGUAUAUUUUUGUGUGCUUUUCUAUAUUUAUGAAGUUUUCUACAAGAACAUACCUACACAGCCCUGUCUGGUGUGGCUCAGUUGGUUGGGCAUUGUUCCAUGCACUGAAAGUUGCUAGUUCGAUCCCCAAUCAGGGUACAUGCUUGGGUUAUGGCUCGAUCCCUGGUGUGGGGCAUGCAGAAGGCAGCCAAUCAAAGUUUUGCUCUCACAUCAACGUCUCUCUCUCUUUUUCUCUCUCUCUGUCUUUCUCUUUCUCCCUCUCCCUAAAAAUUAAUUUAAAAUAUAUACAGACAUUUAUACGCAUAGUUUUUGUCAAAACAACAACAGAACCAAAAAGAGGCCUUUGUUUUUGUUUUUUUAAAAAAAUAUAUUUUAUUGAUUUUUUUACAGAGAGGAGGGGAGAGGGACAGAGUUAGAAACAUUGAUGAGAGAGAAACAUUGAUCAGCUGCCUCCUGCACACCCCCCACUGGGGAUGUGCCCGCAACCAAGGUAGAUGCCCUUGACUGGAAUCGAACCUGGGACCCUUGAGUCCGCAGGCUGACGCUCUAUCCACUGAGCCAAACCGGUUAGGGCAAGAGGCCUUUGUUUUGUGUGUAGGACUGUGAACUACAUUUGUUUUAUAUUAUUGUGCUGUAUUUUGCUGUUUGUUUAUUUUAGUGGGUGUUACUAAGCAUUUUUAAAAAAUUAUGUGGUUACUACAUUUUUAUGUGUUGGAUGCCCAUCUAUAUGGUUUAACUUUAUUAGAUGGGAGUAAUUCUGUUUUGGAAUUCAUAACUUUGGAAUUCAUGGGCAUUCCUAUUACCUCUCUCCAUGAAUGGUACGGGUACUUAUGAAAGAAUCUCUGUUCUCAAGGAUCUGAUUGUUUUGAAAUAUAUUGGAUGGGACUUGUUCAUAUGUUUAUAUUCCUUUUCAAUGCCAAAUCCAUUGUUAGAGGACUAUUAAUAAAUAUCCCAGAAUUUGUAUAAAAUGUAUGAGUUUUAUGUUCAAAACACUGAAAUUUCUGCCCAAUAUUGUCCAUUUUUCUGGGUCUUUUUCUUAUUAGCAUAUUUGAAAAAAAUGUUUCUUUAAUGAAACCUAUUAAAGUCAAUGGCCAGUAAACAUUUUGAACUAAAAAUAUACUGUCUUAUUUCCUGUAACUGGUAGUGGAUCUACUAAACAAAAUAUUAAAUUUCCAUGGUACCAGAAAUAGUCUCCAAUAGAAAAAGAUUUUUCUACAUUUAUUCCAUCUGUAGUCAUUGUUUUAAGUGUGCUCACACUAAAUGCAGAAUCCAGGGAGACUCAGGGAUGCAUCUGUCUCUUUAAAUUAUAUAAUUAGGGAUCUUAAGGCCAUGCUUAGCACAUAAUGAAAAUAAUAACUACAGUCUUUGGAGCAUUUUUAAUGUGCCGGGCACCUCAGUACAUGCUUUCCAUAUAUAUCUCAUUGACCUGUAGAGUAAAGCUGUCAGGUGUUGAUAUAUUAUUCCUGUUACUGAGUUUCAGGAAGGUUGAGGGCCCUGCCUGAGGGCCUACCAGGAAUUUCUGGAAGGUUGAGUAGUUUGCCUAAGGUCUUCCUUCCACUAGUUAGCUCCCAGGUUAGACUUUGGCUCCAUCUGACUAAAAUUCAUCAGUUCCCAUUGCACUAAGUAGCUUCUUGCUUGUGACUUGCUCCUGGGUUAAAGGACUAAGAGAAGCAAGGACUGAAUAGAGGGGCCUCUGUCUUAAGGGACAGAUGCUUCUGGAGCCUUGCUGGCACUUGGCCCCUCGCUCCUACUCCUGUAACGGAAUAGCCGGCACUGCGAUGUGUAGCUACAGUACCAUGCUAUCACCUGUAGGUCUAAGUGCCAUUCCUUGUCCCUAAAUCCCUCUCACCCCCCAGUUUGGGGACUACUCCCACCCUGAACUGUGUUGAAAGGGUUUGGGUCUCUGAUGGGUUCAAGUGGACUCUUGGAUAAUCAAUAGGAGUCUGAGGUUUCCUGUAUGCCUUGGGGGAGGAAUAUUUUAUUCUCUGGGAAUAAAGGGAAAAGAUUCUUCUAAAACAUUUUAAAAUCAAAUAUUAGUAUAAUUAGAGAAUUUUAAUAAAAACUUCAAACAAAGACCAUCCAAAGGCCAAGAUGAGAGUGUGAGAGCAACUAUCUUACCCAGGAUGUUUUUUUCUGUUGAGGCAGCUUGGAGCUCACUGAGACCCACAGAGUUAAAUGAUUACCCUGUGCCUUCCUGAUUAGGAACAGGCUGCUCUCUGCAGUUUGAUUAGUCUCGCUCGUAGCUACGGGAUUACAGCUUAUUAAAACUGACAGUGCUGUGUAGGGCAGGCAGCCAGGAAGGUCAAACUCACAUGCUGAGCCAGCCACCAGCAAGGCUCUGCCUUUACCUGAAGGUUUGGUGUAAUUGGCAUUCAUUUAAAAAUUCUUUUCCAUUUCUUUCCUUUUAAAAAAAAAUACCUUUCAGAUCUCUUUCUCAUUUUACACCUUUUAUCUCCCUUAUUCCUCAUAAGAGUUCCUGACUUAUGACCACAUAAUCCAAAUAACAGUGGGUACAGAAGAAGAGCAAGUCCAGUGUACUAGUAAGCUAUGUGAGUUCGGGUCACCAUACAUCCUCACAGUCCACUGUCCACAACAAUCCCGGUUUAUGUCUGUGGUGCAGGCAUAAUUAC